Molecule: messenger RNA, 1548 nt
Organism: Ostrea edulis (European flat oyster)
Lineage: Eukaryota; Metazoa; Mollusca; Bivalvia; Ostreida; Ostreidae
Exons: 4
Coding region: 578-946 (122 amino acids)
Molecular function (GO): DNA binding
Source: RefSeq, a predicted model, not a curated record
AGGAAAUUGGACUUAGUCAAAAAAUGAGAGUGGUAAAAAUUCACCUUUAUAUCGUAUAAUUUACAUAUCAGGAUUUUAUCCAGGUACGUUAUUCUGGUUUGUGGAAUGCUAAUUUAUACUAAGUUAGAAUAAUCUAAGCUGUAUACCAAAGUAGGUCUUCAUGGGGCUUUACGGCUCUAUGCAUCGUAAAUAGAGAUCGGGUUCAAUGCGUCGGGUGUGGGAUUCACACAAUAUAUGCUGAGCGCGAAAGUUGAUUGACAGGCGCCAUGAUGUUAUACCGGUAAACAACAUUUUGAACAUGAAUCGAGAACAGGAGUUGAAUCAGUUGAUGCAGAUAUUCUGAGGAGAAUCUUCCAGUCAUUGAAAUAUAUUUCAUGAUAGUCGUGCAGAUUCAGAAGUUGUGAUGGUGUGUUGAUAGGCUGUCUUCAACUUGCCAUAUCUGAGAGUUCCAACAUGCAGGCCUGGAUUAUUGUGUAUAAAUCACUAAUGAAGUUACUUAGUGUUAUUUAGUUUUUUUUAAAAAGAAUGACAUUUCAAUUUAUACACACUUGCCAAGUGAAUCUGAUGAGACUGCUACAUGUAUUUGGAAGAAUCAAUAAAAGAAAGUGUCAAUCUUGACCAGUUUUUCCAGCCUGGAGAUGGGAAGAUAAAACUUGUGGAGGGACAGUCGCUAUACAUUGAUUCAGUGAAGCUGGCAAUCCUGAAGAGGAAAUGCAAGAAAAAUGAAAGUAAAACUUUAAAAGCUUUGUUGGACUUUUACUUUACACCAAAGUACCUCGCAAUGCACUCUGCAACAGGAGAGAAAUCAGCAAAACCAGGCUUACCAGUGAAAGUUGUAAAUCCAAUUAGAGAUUACAUGCAACAAAGUUUCAAAGUGGAUGCCUCUACCUUAAAUGCAAUUAUCAACCGGAAGUGCUUGGAUGCAAAGAGAUCCAAAAAAUGUUGACGAUCAAUGUCUAUAUUGACUGUAAAAUCUCUUCAUAAAUACAGUAAAAAAUGUAGAGCUAAUGAAUAUGCUGUGUGUACAAACAUAAGUAGGGAGUUAUUUUGUUGCACAUAAUAUAAUAUACUAGGUGUUAAAUGAUUGAUUUUAAGUAAAAAAGUGAAUAUCACUGUACAUUUAUGCAAGUAUUUACAUGCUGCUUAAGAUUAAUGGCAUUUAUUGUUUUAAAUUUAUAUUAUGCAACUACUUCUUUAUAUAGUGAUUCAUGUCAGUUUAUCAAUACUACGAGUAAAAUUUUGUGUAACUUUUCAUUUGAAUUAAUUGUGGUGUUUUCUUAACUUUAAACAAUAUGUACAGGAUAAUUAUGAAAGUUUGCAAUAAUGUCUAUAGUUUUUCCAUAUGCCAGUAAAUUUCAGUUUUGUGUUGUUUGGAAAUUUUAUUAUCUCAGAACUUUCCACAUGUUCCUAUUAAUAUAAUGUUCAAGAAUGUAUAGAAUUAUAUUUUUAUAAUGACAUAUGUAAUUAUGUAUAAAUGUAUAGAAUUAUAUUUUUAAAAUGACAGAUGUAAAUAUAUACUGGUGUUGUAAUUUCAAUUUUUCUCCGUUG